AUGGCAUAUGAUCAUCAUUAUGCCGUCUUCACGAGCUUCAUAGCUCUAGCUCUCAGCGCAUGUACUCUCACAUUAGCCAUGGAUGCUCUUCAGGAUUUCUGCGUGGCCGAUCUCAAGGGCUCUCCAACCAUCAACGGGUUCGCCUGCAAGGAUCCCAAAACUGUCCAAGCAAGCGAUUUCUCCUUCGGUGGCCUCCACAUUCCUGGCAACACCUCCAACGCAUUUGGCUCUAAAGUCACUCCCGCAUUCGUGACCCAGAUUCCCGGACUCAACACGUUCGGAAUCUCGAUGGCUCGUGUGGAUUACGCGCGUGGAGGGAUCAACCCUCCCCACACGCACCCUCGAGCCACCGAGAUUCUCACGGUCAUUAAGGGCACGCUCGAGGUUGGUUUCGUGACGUCGAACCCUGAGAAUCGCCUCGUUUCGAAAGUCCUUCGCAAAGGUGAUGUGUUCGUCUUCCCGAUCGGGCUGGUUCACUUCCAGCGCAACACUGGGCAUCGGAAUGCUGUGGCUAUUGCUGCGUUGAGCAGCCAGAACCCGGGGGUUAUUACUGUUGCUAAUGCGGUUUUCGGAUCCAAGCCUGACAUUCCUACUGAUGUGCUUGCCAAGGCGUUCCAAGUUGAUAGGAGUGUUGUGCAGAAACUUCAGGCCAAGUUCUGA
This is a messenger RNA of Linum tenue, 660 nucleotides long. NCBI's taxonomy places the organism in Eukaryota, Viridiplantae, Streptophyta, Magnoliopsida, Malpighiales, Linaceae. The record is from the annotation of a GenBank genome assembly.